This is a messenger RNA of Acanthosepion pharaonis, 2556 nucleotides long. Lineage: Eukaryota; Metazoa; Mollusca; Cephalopoda; Sepiida; Sepiidae. The record is from the annotation of a GenBank genome assembly.
AUGACACAGUGGCUUUAUACUAUCUCCACUUCGCUCUCACUCAAGGUUAUUCUUUUCUCCUCCUCCUUCCCUAUUCUUGCUUUAAUAUUCUCAUUAUUUUUACUACGCCGCCUUUUUAUUCUAUUUCUAUUUCCAUUUCUCCUUUUCUCUCUUCCUCUUUCGCUCUUUCCAUUUCUCCCUUUCUCUCCUCUUCCUCUCGCUCUUUCCAUUUCUCCCUUUCUCUCCUCUUCCUCUCGCUCUUUCCAUUUCUCCCUUUCUCUCCUCUUCCUCUCGCUCUUUCCAUUUCUCCCUUUCUCUCCUCUUCCUCCAUUUCUCCUUUCUCUCCUCUUCCUCUCGCUCUUUCCAUUUCUCCCUUUCUCCUCUUCUCUCGCUCUUUCCAUUUCUCCUUUUCUCUCUUCCUCUCCUCUUUCCAUUUCUCCCUUCCUCUCCUCUUCCUCUCGCUCUUUCCAUUUCUCCUUCCUCUCCUCUUCUCUCGCUCUUUCCAUUUUCCCUUCCUCUCCUUUCCUCUCGCUCUUUCCAUUUCUCCCUUUCUCUCCUCUUCCUCUCGCUCUUUCCAUUUUUCCCUUUCUCUCCUCUUCCUCUCGCUCUAUCAUCUUUUUUUUAAUCCAUCCUCCCCACUCCCAACUCUCUCUUGUUUGCUUGAUUUUUUUCUUUUCUUCUUUCUUUCUUCUCUUUCACUGUCUCUCAUCCCCAUCCCUCCUCCCUGCCAAAUUAGAUCUGACUACAUGUUCAUUCCCUAAUUUUAUCUUAUCCCCAGGACUCCUAUCUUUCUGUCUGUCUGUUCAUUCAUCUAUUAUUCUCCAAACUUUUCCUAUCUCAUCUCCUGGAUUUUGUCUUUCCUCUCUCAUUCUCUCUCUCCUGCCACCAAUCAUUUCAUUUUUUUUAUUAUUAUUGCUGCAUUCUGUGGCCCCAAUUAAAUUCAUUUUCUAUUACUCCUUCCCAAAAAUCAUUCUCUCUCUGCUACCUUUCUCCUCUUCCCAGAGAUCAUUCUCUCUCCGCUUCCUUUCUCCUCUUCCCAGAGACCAUUCUCUCUCCGCUACCUUUCUCCUCUUCCCAGAGACCAUUCUCUCUCUCCUUCCUUUCUCCUCUUCCCAGAGACCAUUCUCUCCGCUUCCUUUCUCUCCUCUUCCCAGAGACCAUUCUCUCUCCGCUUCCUUUCUCCUCUUCCCAGAGAUCAUUCUCUCUCCGCUUCCUUUCUCCUCUUCCCAGAGACCAUUCUCUCUCCGCUUCCUUUCUCCUCUUCCCAGAGACCAUUCUCUCUCCGCUUCCUUUCUCCUCUUCCCAGAGACCAUUCUCUCUCCGCUUCCUUUCUCCUCUUCCCAGAGACCAUUCUCUCUCCCUUCCUUUCUCCUCUUCCCAGAGACCAUUCUCUCCUUCCUUUCUCCUCUUCCCAGAGACCAUUCUCUCUCCGCUUCCUUUCUCCUCUUCCCAGAGACCAUUCUCUCUCCGCUUCCUUUCUCCUCUUCCCAGAGACCAUUCUCUCCCUUCCUUUUCUCCUCUUCCCAGAGACCAUUCUCUCUCCUUCCUUUCUCCUCUUCCCAGAGACCAUUCUCUCCGCUUCCUUUCUCCUCUUCCCAGAGACCAUUCUCUCUCCUUCCUUUCUCCUCUUCCCAGAGACCAUUCUCUCUCCGCUUCCUUUCUCCUCUUCCCAGAGACCAUUCUCUCUCCGCUUCCUUUCUCCUCUUCCCAGAGACCAUUCUCUCUCCGCUUCCUUUCUCCUCUUCCCAGAGACCAUUCUCUCUCCUUCCUUUCUCCUCUUCCCAGAGACCAUUCUCUCUCCGCUUCCUUUCUCCUCUUCCCAGAGACCAUUCUCUCUCCCUUCCUUUCUCCUCUUCCCAGAGACCAUUCUCUCUCCGCUUCCUUUCUCCUCUUCCCAGAGACCAUUCUCUCUCCUCUUCCAUUCUUUCUCUCUUCCCAGAGACCAUUCUCUCUCCGCUUCCUUUCUCCUCUUCCCAGAGACCAUUCUCUCUCCUUCCUUUCUCCUCUUCCCAGAGACCAUUCUCUCUCCGCUUCCUUUCUCCUCUUCCCAGAGACCAUUCUCUCUCCGCUUCCUUUCUCCUCUUCCCAGAGACCAUUCUCUCUCCGCUUCCUUUCUCCUCUUCCCAGAGACCAUUCUCUCCGCUUCCUUUCUCCUCUUCCCAGAGACCAUUCUCUCUCCGCUUCCUUUCUCCUCUUCCCAGAGACCAUUCUCUCUCCGCUUCCUUUCUCCUCUUCCCAGAGACCAUUCUCUCUCCGCUUCCUUUCUCCUCUUCCCAGAGACCAUUCUCUCCGCUUCCUUUCUCCUCUUCCCAGAGACCAUUCUCUCUCCGCUUCUUCCCAGAGACCUUUCUCCUCUUCCCAGAGACCAUUCUCUCUCCCUUCCUUUCUCCUCUUCCCAGAGACCAUUCUCUCUCCGCUUCCUUUCUCCUCUUCCCAGAGACCAUUCUCUCUCCGCUUCCUUUUCUCCUCUUCCCAGAGACCAUUCUCUCUCCGCUUCCUUUCUCCUCUUCCCAGAGACCAUUCUCUCUCCGCUUCCUUUCUCCUCUUCCCAGAGAUCAUUCUCUCUUUGCUUCCUAA